Molecule: messenger RNA, 867 nt
Organism: Cucurbita moschata (crookneck pumpkin)
Lineage: Eukaryota; Viridiplantae; Streptophyta; Magnoliopsida; Cucurbitales; Cucurbitaceae
Exons: 1
Coding region: 1-867 (288 amino acids)
Source: RefSeq, a predicted model, not a curated record
AUGAUAGUUGCUAAAGAAUCUUACAGGGGAGAAGAAGAUGCCUCCAUCGAUCUCUCAGAUGAUAGGUAUCCACACGAUGAAGAAGCGGAAGAAACUCUCUCGCUGUGCGACCUUCCAGGUUACAGCGAUGAAUCAAAAUGCGAUGAUUACUCCAAGCAGGAUCAGAGCGCUUCGUUCGACAACGAAGAUACAUUGUUCGAGUUUUUCAGCGACGAUUUCUCUGUUUCUGAUUCAGCAUAUUCUGGAUCUGAUAGCAUAAUCUUCUGCGGGAAACUGAUUCCUUACAAACAGCCGUGCGAUUCACAAAACAAAGGAAGAAUCGCAUCGGAGAAAAUUUCCGGAAAGAAUCGUCAAUUUCGUACGAAAUCACAAUCGUUCGAUGCAAGAAAAUCGCCUACGAUUGACGCAAGAGGUCGCGAGAUCACUUGUGCGAGAACGAAGAGAGGGGUUAAAAACUUCGAUUCGCUUUCCAUUGCACUACCGAAGAAUCCGGAGUACAUCAAACGAAAGAGAUGCUGUAAAUUGAAGAAAUACGACUUACAGGCGGAGAGAGCGAUGAUACUGCAAUCGUCGCCAACGAAAUCGCGCUGGUUCUUGUUUCUGUUUGGUAGCGCGAGGUUGCCGAAGGAGAUGGAACUGAGUGAUAUGAGGACAAGGCAACGACGGAGCAGUCGGCCGGCAAUGUUCCGGUCGCCGGAUGAGAGGAAAGUUGCAAGAGGAAGAAGUGGAAAGAAGACGACGGUUCAUGAGUUGUGGAAGGUUCUCAAGGCUCUGGUAAUGGGCUGCAGGAGCAAUGAUCAAAACGCCGCCGUAAAGGGUUCUUUCCGUCCAUUCCAUUCGUCUGAUGCUGGAAAGUCGAUUUUGUAG